Glossina fuscipes is the source of this 2978-nucleotide messenger RNA. It is a transcript of the gene GluRIIA, whose product is annotated as glutamate receptor ionotropic, kainate 1. The record is from RefSeq and is a predicted model, not a curated record. Bases 162 to 2966 code for a protein of 934 amino acids. Gene Ontology annotation, biological process: monoatomic ion transport; synaptic transmission, glutamatergic; modulation of chemical synaptic transmission. Lineage: Eukaryota; Metazoa; Arthropoda; Insecta; Diptera; Glossinidae. Gene Ontology annotation, molecular function: glutamate-gated receptor activity; transmitter-gated monoatomic ion channel activity involved in regulation of postsynaptic membrane potential. Gene Ontology annotation, cellular component: plasma membrane; postsynaptic membrane. The transcript is spliced from 13 exons.
AAAAAAACCCCCAGCAACAAGUAAUAGAUAUGUAUACAACAGUCAUCAAGAAGCUCCGCUAAUUUACGUAAUAAUUAAAAUGAAUUUUUUUCAAGCAUUUUCCUAUUUAUCAUAAGAUUAAAACCGAAUUUAUUAAAUCAGUAAAUGAAAUCAAAUGAAAAAUGUACAUGUGCCGUGAAUUUUUUUUUAUUACACUAUUAAAAAUUUCCAUAGAAUUUAUGGAUGAAAGGAAGACGGAAGUAAAAGUGGGGGCAAUUUUUUUUAAAAAUGAAGAAGCAUUGGAGUUAAGUUUCGAUGCCGCGUUCCAGCAAAUCAAUAAUAUAAAGUUAUUUGAAUUACAUUUUAUUACAUUUAAACGCUAUAUGCCUAACGACGACAGUUAUGUGCUGCAACAGUUGACUUGCGAAUUAAUAUCCAAUGGUGUGGCCGCUCUUUUCGGUCCCACAUCAAAGGCCUCAAAUGAUAUCGUGGCCUUAAUAGCCAAUUCAACGGGUAUUCCACACUUACAAUAUGAUUGGAAUAUUGAAACAACUAUCGAGCAAUUACAACUUAAUCAUCGCAUGAGCGUGAAUGUGGCGCCAACGCUGUCAGCCAUCUCAAAAGCGUAUUGGGAUAUCAUUAAAAUAAAUUACGAUUGGAAGACAUUCACAAUAUUUUAUCAGAGUGAACAGGGUUUGACACGUCUACAGGAUUUAAUGGGUAUACAUACGGUUAAUAAGGAUGCAAUUAAAUUAAAACGUAUAACGGAUUAUAGCCAGGAUAUACGAGUGCUUUGGAAAGAAGCUGCAGAGGCUCUGCAUGAACAGCGUUUUAUACUCGAUUGUGAUCCGGAAACUUUGGUUGACCUAUUAAACACCGCUAAGGACUUUAAACUAUUAGGUCCUUUCAAACAAUGGUUUUUGACACACUUGGACUCUCACAGUUCUAGUCUGAAAUUGAUCUAUAAUGAGCAAUUUAAAGCGAAUAUUACCGGAGUGCGCUUGAAACUUAAUGAUCUAAAUCCUUACGAGAGACGAAAGACACGAAUUACUUUAAUCGAUCAAAUCUUUGGAAACCAAACUAUGCUACCAAUUUUGAUGUACGAUGCAGUUAUACUAUAUGCUAAUGCCGCUCGUAAUAUUAUCAUUUCCCUGAAAGAGUAUCAGCAUCCUUACAAGCGCUGCGAUUUAGGUCGCUACGGUCGAAGUCCAUGGCUGGUUGGCCGUUUAAUUGUCAAGGAAAUGAAAGAGCUCUCUGAGGAUGAUGUCGAGCCCCUUUUCAAGACGGAAAAUAUGAAAAUCGACGAGAAUGGCCAGCGUUCUAUAUUCAAUUUGGAAAUUUAUAAGCCUACAGUUAAUGAACCGUUGGCCAUUUGGAAGUCUGAUGGACUUGUAACGCCUAUUCGAAUAAAGCAGGAAUUCCAAGCGGCAGCUGUCAUACCAGAUUUCUCCCAAGUGCGGCGGACCUAUAUAGUGGUGACUCAUUUUGAGGAACCUUAUUUUAUGUUGAAAGCUGACCAUGAAAAUUUUCGAGGUAUGGAGAAAUAUGAAGGUUAUGCAGUUGAUUUGAUACAAAAACUUUCAGAGCUAAUGGAUUUUGAAUACGAUUUUAUGAUAGUCGGUGGUAAUGGCAAAUUUAAUCAGAUCACUAAGGAAUGGGACGGUAUAAUAAGAAAGUUAAUUGAUCAUCAAGCUCAAAUCGGUAUUUCUGAUUUAACCAUUACACAACUGAGACGUAAAUAUGUGGAUUUUACUGUGCCUUUUAUGCAACUCGGUAUUAGUAUUUUAUUUUAUAAAAGAGAUGCUGAGCCAAAGAAUAUGUUUGCUUUUCUGCAACCUUUUGCUAAAGAGGUUUGGAUCUAUUUAAUACUCACCCAACUAAUAAUAACUUUAAUGUUUGUCUUUAUGGCCAGAAUUUCUAAUCAUGAAUGGGAAAAUCCUCAUCCUACCAACCUUGAACCUAUUGAAUUAGAGAAUAAAUGGUAUACCAGCAACUCCGCUUGGCUAAUGAUCGGCUCCAUUAUGCAGCAGGGUUGUGAUAUACUGCCCAGAGGUGGUCCUAUGCGUAUGCUAGUAGGCAUGUGGUGGUUUUUCGCUUUAAUGAUUUUAAGCACUUACACAGCUAAUUUGGCCGCCUUUUUAACCAGUAACAAAAUGCAGAGCACUAUUAAAAGUUUAAAAGACCUCAUCGAACAGGAUUAUGUGAAAUUUGGUACCUUUCACGGCGGUAGUACUUCACAAUUCUUCUCGGAAUCAAAUAAUACCGACUAUCAUAAGGCCUGGAAUCAAAUGAAAUCAUUUCAGCCUUCGGCUUUUACAUCCUCAAAUAAGGAGGGCGUCGAACGGGUUCGCAAAGGUCAAGGGAAUUAUGCUUUUCUAAUGGAAACAACCAGCUUAUCGUAUAAUAUUGAAAGAGAUUGCCAUCUACAGCAGAUUGGUCAUCAGAUUGGAGAGAAACAUUAUGGCUUAGCUGUCCCUUUGGGGGCAGAUUAUCGCACCAAUUUAAGCGUUUCCCUAUUGCAGCUCAGCGAAAAGGGCGAAUUGUACAAAUUGAAAAACAAAUGGUGGAAAAAUCAUAAUAACACUUGUAACGAUAACAAAGAAGCCGAUUUGGAUGGCGAUGAGCUAUCGAUUAUAGAACUGGGUGGUGUUUUUAUGGUCUUGGGCGGCGGUAUUGUGAUAGCAAUUGUUAUUGGUUGUUGUGAAUUUCUUUGGAAUGUGCAACGUGUAGCAGUCGAGGAGAGGGUUACGCCUUGUGAGGCUUUUAAAGCUGAAUUAAUUUUCGCUUUAAAAUUUUGGAUUAAGCGUAAACCGAUACGUAUUUCUAGUGGAAGUAGCACUAGUCGACGAUCUUCACGUUCCACUUCGCGACGUUCCUCCGGUCAGUCAAAACAGUCGAAACGUUCUAAAAUUUCAAAACGUUCGAAACAUUCGAAACGUUCACAUUCGCGUAGUCAUAGUGGUCCGAAAUUUUCGGAGCGAGAUUAAAGUUUUUUUCUA